AUGUUCAUUUGCAGGGCGAAAGAGAAAGAAGAAAUGUUGAGCACAUAUACGCAAAGAAGUUCUCCGGAAAUAGCUUCAUCGCCAAUUCUUAUAUCACUAAAUGAUGAGGCUAUACCUAUAGGAAUUAUUCAAGCACAAACUGUGAUGCAAUCUUUUCACAUUGAAGGAUACUCUCCAAUUGCUGACAGCAUCAACUUCUACAAACUGGAGAAAGCAAUAAAAAGAGAACUUGACAAGACAAAUAUUGCUAAAAGUAAAGAUCUAGAGUGGUACUUCUUUUGCCCAAGAGAGAGGAAGUAUGCAAGUGGAGCCAGAAUGAAUCGCGCUACUGAAACUGGAUACUGGAAAAUUACUCGGAAAGAUAGAUCUAUUACUUAUGAUGAGAAGAUUGUUGCAUCAGUUAAAACACUUAUUUUUCAUCAAGAUCAUCCCCCGAAAGGGCAGAGAACCGAUUGCGUUAUUCACGAAUACAAGUUUGAAGAUAAAGAAUUAAUAUUUUAUAUUUGA
Lycium barbarum (goji berry) is the source of this 507-nucleotide messenger RNA. RefSeq names its product NAC domain-containing protein 82-like. Gene Ontology annotation, biological process: regulation of DNA-templated transcription. Gene Ontology annotation, molecular function: DNA binding. The transcript has 4 exons. The record is from RefSeq and is a predicted model, not a curated record. Lineage: Eukaryota; Viridiplantae; Streptophyta; Magnoliopsida; Solanales; Solanaceae. The coding region runs from base 1 to 507 and encodes 168 amino acids.